This is a messenger RNA of Camelina sativa (false flax), 701 nucleotides long. Its product is annotated as CASP-like protein ARALYDRAFT_485429. The record is from RefSeq and is a predicted model, not a curated record. Gene Ontology annotation, cellular component: membrane. Lineage: Eukaryota; Viridiplantae; Streptophyta; Magnoliopsida; Brassicales; Brassicaceae.
ACAAGUCCAUUUGGCGUUUACAGGUAUGACCUUUUUGCCUCUCUCUCUUUCUUUUCCCGAGAAAAUGAGCUGAGGAGUUUGCUUGUGGAUGAUGAUGAUGAAGAGAAGAAGUAGGUUUGAGAAAUCGGAUGGAGAAUGUGCCGGGAUCAUUCGGCUCUAGCGCCAGCUUGGCUCUCCGUUUCGGCCAAACCAUUUUCUCAGCUGCUUCGUUGAUCUUCAUGUGUUUGGAUUACGAUUACUAUGAUUUCUACACCUUCUGCUAUUUGGCGACUGUGAUGGCAGUUGUAACUCCAUGGAGCAUCUUACUUGCAUUAACAGAUACAUACUCUGUUUUAGUGAAACUCCUUCCUCAAGAAUUUAGACUUCUUUCCGUCGUCGUCGUUGGUGAUUUCGUACUCUCGUUUCUCUCUUUGGGUAUGGCUUGUUCUAUAGCUAGUGCAGCAGAACUGAUUUCGUCUGCAGGUGGACAAGCCUGUCAUGGUAGCCUCUGUAACCAAUACCAAGUCUCGGCCGCAUUGGCUUUCUUGUGUUGGUUUCUGUUACUUGCUUCAGCUCUUUUCAAUUUUUGGAGCUUGCCUUCUUUAUACUAUUAACAUUAACAUAGUGUUAUAUAGAUAGGAAUCAUAAUCAUAGGACAUGGAUCAUGUACAUUUGAUAUACAACUCUAGUCAUGUCCUGUUAAUAUGAUAUAUAAAAUUUUA